CGGUAUUUGUCGGGGACCUAUACGGGUCGAUGUGAUCUUAGGCUACCUGCUUCACUGCAAUGUAUUAGUCUGCAGAAAGUCGAAUGUUCAGCUGAGUGGCUGUGCAGCUUGUUGAUCACACUGUCUUCAUUAGAUCAUCAUGUCGUGUGUGAGCUGUGGGAUGUUGUAUUGCAACCUAGUGAAGCAACCCGUGGAGAUGAUUCAGAUAUAUAUUUAUCAGGCUUGCGCUCUGAAAUAUUAUCACGUGAACUGUCCAAUAUUAAGAUAUCAGUGAAGAAUUGCAGUAUGGAACUGUUUGGAAUAUUACGUGAUUUAAGUGUUGGAAGUGUGAAUGUUACAGUGUGUGACGAACAUACGCUUUCAUUAGUGACACAAAGCGAAUUACUCAUGUUGAAAGAAAUUCGUUUACAAGGGAUUUAUUCGACAGAGUUAAAAUACACAUUUCCAGUGUCUCUGCAAUUUCUGAUUUUAGAAAAAGGAUCCUGCUCUUCAGACUGGCUUUACGGUUUGCUGAUACACCUUUCAACGUUAGGUCAUUCCGUUCGGUUGUUCUUGCUUGAAUUUCUGGUGUCAAACACGCAAUCGCCAAGUGAAAUAGAUUCAAAGCUACCCACACUGCGAUGUGCAGAUUUAUCGAGUGUUAAAUUAGAGGUUAUGAAGGACUGCCCUGGAUUGUAUGAAUCAUUACCCACAAUGAACAUCACCAGUCUGAACAUGACUCAAAUAGACCACGCUGACAUGCUGUCACAGAUACUGCCUCGUCUUAUCCACUUGGAGCAACUGAGAAUCUGUUUGCAUAACUAUUAUAUGGAUAUGAGAAUGCCGAAAUCUAUUAAGUACGUGUUUGUAAUUUUCAAAACAUUGUCUCCAUCCUCGCUACGACAUUUCGUACAGAACAUGCUUACUACCAAUCAUACUGUGAAUUGUAAACUGCUGUUCCGUGUCGAGGAGAAAGAAGACGAAUAUACUAAAAUCAAAGAAGAAUAUUGUGAACAGGAAUUAUUGGAGGUGCAACUGUUUGAAGUUGUUGACAAACGACAGUCUGUUGGUGGUGGUUGGGCUGCUCGUACACUUUCUGCUGCCGCUGAUGAUGCUGAUGACGAGUAUGAUAAACAUUUACUACGAAGAGAGGGAGAAUACGUUGAUACAAAACCGUGGAUUCAUUAUUGUAAAAUUCGUAUGAACAUUUUGUGCUCAGACAACUCCUUUGGUGCUCGUUAAACUCGUGCGUAAUUUAAUUAGGAUAUUAUAGCAUGUCUGAAUCAAAGCCCGCAUUGCACAGCUACUUAGAAGUCCCCGUCUUGAAAUUUUCUACCUUACAAUUCAAUAACAUGUUUUC
Messenger RNA from Dreissena polymorpha, 1339 nucleotides. RefSeq lists its product as uncharacterized. The record is from RefSeq and is a predicted model, not a curated record. Lineage: Eukaryota; Metazoa; Mollusca; Bivalvia; Myida; Dreissenidae. Bases 286 to 1221 code for a protein of 311 amino acids. The transcript has 2 exons.